Molecule: messenger RNA, 1038 nt
Organism: Sclerotinia sclerotiorum 1980 UF-70
Lineage: Eukaryota; Fungi; Ascomycota; Leotiomycetes; Helotiales; Sclerotiniaceae
Exons: 2
Coding region: 1-1038 (345 amino acids)
Source: RefSeq, a predicted model, not a curated record
AUGGAUUAUGCCCCAGUAGCUCUCCAAGCAACUGAUGUUUUAGUGGACAAACAUUUUCAUAAAAUUCCUGACAAGGCAUUUAGGAAAGAAACUUACAAACCACGAGUUCCUUUUAAAAACAGCAGAAGAAGACGUAGGGAAGAGGAGGCACGAAGAAAUUCUCGUGAUCAAGGAGAAUAUCAAGACGAACGGAGAAAUUCAAAAGAUUCAAGAAAUCAAGAAGAUAGGAGUAGUGGAGUCCCAAGACAAGAAGAACCAUACCGGGAUCCAGAAAUCGAAGAAGCGGGCUACGAUUCCGAACCUGAUUAUACAUCUCGACAACGUGAAAGAAAUAGGCGGGAGAGGGAUUGGGAUUCAAGGGAGAGAGAGAGAGAUUUCAGAGAUAUACCGAGACAUAGUGGUGCAGGUAUAGGUGGAGGUAUAGGAUAUGGAUAUGGGAAUUCUUACGAAGAAUCCCAUCACUCCAAUGAUGCUGCACCACAUCCAAUUUAUAGUCAACAACCACCACAUUUACGACCUGAAUAUCUUCCUAAAUAUGUGGCUCCUUCACAAUUAGCAUCGGAUAAUCAAUAUCCACUCUGCAAACGAGACACACAACGCAGAGCCCGCCCAUUGCACAGUACCCAAUUGCAAACAGCCCACAGAACCAAAGAAUCCCACAUGGAAAAUAUAAAAGAUCGCGCGGAUAGAUACGGAUUAAAAAGUGAAGCUAAAGGUCUAUUUACGGAUUCUUCGAAGGGAUUAGCGGGUGGUGCGAUUGGGGCGUUGCUUGGGGGGUGGGCGGCGGAGAAAUUACAAGAGGCGCAGACGGGGAGGGAUAGGAAGGAUUUGGGGGAUAGGGGGAAGAUUUAUACGUUGAUUGGGGCGGCGGCGGGGGGGUUGGUGGUUAAUGCUGUGGUUGAGAGGUGGGAGGAUGGGAAGGGGGAGGGGAAAGGAAGGGGUGAGAAGGGGGAGAGGGAGAGAGAGAGGGAUGGGAGAAGUGAAUGCGGAAGAAGAGAUUCGGUUAGGAGUCGUAGGGAUAGGGAUGAUAGCUGGUAA